Molecule: messenger RNA, 631 nt
Organism: Rhipicephalus microplus (southern cattle tick)
Lineage: Eukaryota; Metazoa; Arthropoda; Arachnida; Ixodida; Ixodidae
Source: RefSeq, a predicted model, not a curated record
CUCCGCGGAUAUGAUCGCCUUGGUGGUUUUACUCGUGGCUGCCGUUUAUCAGGAGGCGAUCUGCUCUUCGCAAAUGCCAUAUCUUAGCCUUUGUCCUGGCGAGCAGGAUCCGACAGUUCAAGUCACCAAUGUCACCAUCCGAAAUGCGAAGCUCGGCGAGAAGAUGACCAUCGACACUGCUUUCAAGAUAACGGAACCACUGGACGCUGACCCCGUACUCUACGUGUCUUUCGCACGGCCGGACGGCACGGAGCUCCAGUGCCCCGAUUACAUAUCGCACUGCGAACUGAAGUUAUGCGAAGGCACAAAAAUCGACGAACUCCAACUCAGCCGAGAGUGGCACAACAAGUGUCCCAUUCUAGCCGGCGACUACACCACUCACGUUUCUGUGCGCCUGCUCGACAUGAAAAGUUCCGAGGAGUUCAUAGGGUUACGGCAGGGUGCUCAGCCGCCACCGAGAGAUGGCGCGACACGGUCUGCAACGGCCAUGAUUGAGAACGUAGCGGCCAAAAGCGAGAUGGACCGAGGACAGGCAGUGCUUUCCUUCGACGUCAUUGUGAGGGGACAUUUGGAGGAUCCUGAACUUCGCGUAACUGUGGCUGGCGAGGCAUUGGAAUACCCUCGACCGUGA